Messenger RNA from Aspergillus mulundensis, 1998 nucleotides. RefSeq names its product fungal specific transcription factor domain-containing protein. The transcript is spliced from 2 exons. The record is from RefSeq and is a predicted model, not a curated record. NCBI's taxonomy places the organism in Eukaryota, Fungi, Ascomycota, Eurotiomycetes, Eurotiales, Aspergillaceae. The coding region runs from base 1 to 1998 and encodes 665 amino acids.
AUGGAUGCUGCAUGUGUCGCCUGUCAGCGCCGCGGCAUGCCGUGCUUUGGGCAGGAGUUUGUCGACGUACCCUUAGAUGAUCUUGAAGGGGAGAAGACAGUUGUUGAGCGGUUGAAACGGGCUGAGAUUCUUCUGGAUACUAUCUCGAGGGAUAUUUCGUCGGACAAGAGUUCGAGCAGUGCGAGUACGAGGCAGUCUUUGGAGAAGGAGGUCGUGCCUGAGGCCACAGAGCUCAGGGUUGAUGAUGAUGCCAGUGACAACGUUUCUGGUGUUGUUCUAGAUGCUCAGAUACCACUACAGCAGCAGACCAAAGUUGACGUCUUUGGCGGCCACAUUCAGCACUUGGAAAUAUCCAAAGCCUUGCACCAUCGCCUCCCGUCUCAAGAAGACGCCAGUUUGAUUAUCGGCAGGGGCAUGGCAAUAGUCUUCGUCCAAGGCAUUUGCAACCAUUACGGCGAGAAGCUCCAACCCACUUCAGUACUGUCCGCUCUUCCACCGGCUACCGCGCACCCAGUUCUCCUCGCGAGAAAAUUCCUCCAGCUGUCGCUUUGCAUCCAACGUCUCGACCCGUCAUUGAGUGAAGGUGUUCUUUAUUUGGGCCAGAGCCCAGCGGACGCCAUGUGGAUGUACUUCAAUCUCGCCUCUAAUACGGUCACUUGCCACGAGGAGCUCCUUGAUUCGAUUGAAGGUGUCGAGUGUCUCCUCUACCAGUCUGUCUACCUAAUGAACUCUGGAAACCUGCGGAGGGCGUUGGUAUCGCUCCGACGAGCUUCUACCUUGGCCCAGUUUAUGGGCCUAGAUCGUGCAGCGCCGUAUGAGGUGAAGCAGUAUGAUCCGACGACCAAUGUCUCUUGUGCAGUCCUAUGGGCACGCAUCUCUCAUCUGGAGAGGUACCUUUCUCUUUUCCUUGGCAUGCCAUCGGCCAUACCCCGGGCUCUGGCAUCUGGUGCACCUGGCGGAAGUAGCGCGGACUUGUUUGAAAUGCAGCAAACUGCUAUUCUCGAGCGGAUGAUUGAGAGGAGCCAGGAACGCAACUACCACGAUCUGGCCCUAACACAAGACAUUGACCGUGACCUGAACAAAGCGGCAAGCGUGAUGUCGGCCAAGUGGUGGGCGCCAUUGGAUCUGAGCCAGAGCACGAGCAGCAAGGACAUUCUGGUGAAGGUCAUCAGUGCCCAGCUGCAAAUUAUGCACUAUAACCUUCUCACCAUUCUUCAUUUACCGUAUCUCCAGUGGGACGCCACUGACGACAGAUUCAACUACAGCAAGGUGACAUGCGUCUAUGCAAGCAGAGAGGUUCUGACGCGGUGGGUUGCCUUCCGCUCCAUUGUGAAAGUCGUUCUUUGCUGCCGUCCGGUGGACUUUUGCGCGUUCACGGCCUGCUUGACUCUUCUUUUGGCAUAUCUCAAUAGCAGCAAGCAGGCGUCAACGAUGCUUACCCAUCAGCGUCAGGGUGAUCGAGCACUCAUUGAGACUGCUCUGGAGACCAUGGACGAGCUCAAUCGGCUGAAUGGGGACGAGCUGACGCGCAAGACUGCCGAGCUAGCAAGGAAAUUGCUGGUUCUGGAAGCUGAAUGCGCUCAAGGAGGCCAAGCUUACCGCAGUAGUGUUGAAGAUGAUGAAGGCGUCAAGGACGAGCGGACCUUUUACCUGAAGAUUCCCUACUUUGGAACUGUGAAACUUGCAUGUGAUGACAGUUCUUCCCAGGCUGAUACGGCGUCUUCGGCAUCCUCGAGUCAGGCUCCGACUUGGUCGUCAUCUUCGUCGUCGUUUUCGUACGAGAGUCAACUAUCUCAACAUAUGCCUGGGUCUACAAACGGGUUUCCCCUCCCCGACCUCCCAGUAAGCUACCAAGGGUAUGAGACGGGGAUGCCAGAUCUCAUGGCCGGUGCAGAUACUUGGGCCUUUCAAGGAGUCGACUCUGCCAUCUUCAAUACCAUUUUCGAUACCAGCCAGAUCACCGAUGAACCUUGGGGCGGAUAUAUGCUUUCUCUAUAG